CACUUUCAACAAACCCGCCACUUUUUUCUCCCAGCCGAUCAAAGAAGUACGAGAGAGCGAGAGGGGAAAAGAAAGGGAAAGAAAGAAUGGACCACGCCGCUCUCGCGAUAAGGCUUCUCAACGCGAUGCCUAACCCUAAUUCCUCUUCCCCGUUCCUCUCCACGAGGUGUCGACCAUCCCGGAGGCCGCUCUCCCUCUCCGUGCGCUGCCUCCAGACCCCCAACCCCACACCCGCCCCCGCCCCUCCCCCAACCCCCGGCUCCCUUCUCCCCUGCUCCGCCGUCGCCGCCGCCGCCCAGGAGGCCCCCUCCGCCAACCUCCCCCGCCUCCGCCUCCGCCGCCUCGUCGACGAGUUCCGCUCCCUCCCCGAGCCGAUCGACCGCGUGAAGCGCCUCCUCGCCUACGGCUCCGCCCUCCGGCCCUUCCCCGAGGCCGCCCGGGUAUCCUCCAACCGCGUCGUGGGCUGCACCGCCCAGGUCUGGAUCACGGCCACCUUGGAUGAUCUCGGCCGCAUGCGGUUCGCCGCCGAUUCCGACUCGGAGAUCACCAAGGGGUUCUGCUCCUGCCUCAUCUCAGUGCUCGACGGCGCGCUGCCGGAGGAGGUGCGGGAGGUGACGCCAGAGGAUUUCGGGGACUUGGAUGUGGUCGGAAUGCCUGGGAGGGCCAACUCGAGGGUGAACACGUGGCACAAUGUGCUGAUCAGUAUGCAGAAGAGGACAAAGGCGUCGAUCGUCGGCGGGAAGGGGAGGCCAACGCGCUAGAGUUUGAGCAAUAGAGAUGGGUGGCGGAAUGGCAGGAGAAGGCCUGGUGGCUUAGUUGAAGCCAAUGGAAGGCUUUGGAUUGCGAUGACUCCAGAUGGUGGUCACGAAUGUAGAAAAGUAUUAUUGGAAGGUCCAAAUUUAUGUGAAAGGACCCUGUUUAUCAUGUGCCACAGUUGAAUGGCCAUGAAUAUCUAUUUUAGAAAAUGAGAAAUGCUGCUGAUCAAAAAAAUUAUAUGUUUAGAUAAAUAAAUAAGAUCAAUUUUAGGAUUUAAGUA
Molecule: messenger RNA, 1036 nt
Organism: Elaeis guineensis (African oil palm)
Lineage: Eukaryota; Viridiplantae; Streptophyta; Magnoliopsida; Arecales; Arecaceae
Product: sufE-like protein 2, chloroplastic
Source: RefSeq, a predicted model, not a curated record